Ambispora gerdemannii is the source of this 855-nucleotide messenger RNA. The record is from the annotation of a GenBank genome assembly. NCBI's taxonomy places the organism in Eukaryota, Fungi, Glomeromycota, Glomeromycetes, Archaeosporales, Ambisporaceae.
AUGGAAGAACCUUUACUUAUUCUGCAUGGUACUACAAACCUAUGGAUCGAUGGGGAACGGCAACAGAUCCAAAAAUUUCUUCAUAAUAAUAUUCGAGAUUUUGCAGAGAAGUGUCAACAGGAAGUAGAAUGGCUUAAUGAAUUUUUAAAAAACAUCGUUCCAAAAAAAAAUGAUAAACAAAAAGAAGAAAAGGCAGCGGCACAACGAAGGGAGGAAGCUCAGAAAAAACGAGAAGAGGAGAGGAAUCGUAAAUUGAAUAUUUUACGAGAACUAAGGCAAAAGGAGGAAACAGUAGCAUCUUUCAAAAGAAAGCGUAACGAAGAACAACAAUCCCUCAUCGAGUCAAAAAGAAAAGUCGAACGCUCAAAAUUGAUAACAUAUACGGAUAAAAAGACUCCCAUCUCCACAAAAUCAAGCAGCAUUCCCAGAAAGACAAUCAUCAAUGUGUCUUCGAGACAACCACAACAGCCACAACCACAACAACGGGAAUCAAAACGUUUACGUACUGCCGAGUUUGAUGACGAUACGGCUGCUAUAGUAUUAGACCAGAAUAAUCACAAACCUCUACACCAAGAAUUUUCCCUGGUAGAAAGGUUGCGACAAGAAGCACAAGUUUUACGACAAAAAGCUUUUGAAAAAGAGGAAGAAGCCAGGCAGCAAAGUCCCAAGAAUGAAAAUUCACAAAAAGUAUUUACGAAGAGGGUGACAUCAUUAUCGAAUGUUCUUGAAAACGAAAGCGACGAUUCAAGUAAAGGUGAAAAAAUCACUACUAGAUCUAAAAGUAAACAAGACUGGUGUAAUGGUCCGGAAAUCUCUGCCGCUCUAGCACGACAAGCUCAAAUCGAUCCGGAUACU